AUGGACGCGGACGCUACGCCCAAACGGCCCUACGAGAAGAUUAUAAUCGUAGGCGCCGGCCCCGCGGGGCUCAUCCUGGCCCUGCUCCUCUCCCACCACAACAUCCCCUCGCUGGUCCUCGAAGCCUGGCCGGGCCUCGACACGCGCCUGCGCGCGACGCAAUACGGCGUGCCCGCCACGCGCGUCUUCGCGCGCGCCGGCAUCCUCGCUGAGAUCCGCGAGGCCAGCAUCCCGAGCUUCCCGCGGAUAACCUGGCGGCGCGUCGCGGACCACGCGGAGCUGGCGCACCUUGACAUGAGCUGCAUCGCCGAUCAUCCCGAUCGCAUGACCAUCAUGCCGCUGGGCGAGAUGAUUAAGAUCAUCUAUCGGCAUUGCGUGGAAGAAUCCAGGGGGCUGGUCGAGGUCAGGUUUGGGCAUCGGGUGGUGGGCGUGGGGCAGGAUGGGGGGAAGGCCUGGGUAGAUAUCGAGGUCGGGGAGGUGAGAGAGCGGAGGAAGAUAGAGGCUGAUUAUGUGGUUGGGUGUGAUGGGGGCACGAGUACUGUGCGGAAGUCUUUGUUUGGGAGGGAUUGGCCUGGUCAGACGUUUGACUGCCAGUUCAUCGUACAGAAUAUCUGGUAUGACGGCUUCGAGAAGUACGGUUGGGACGGCGGGAACUACAUGGUCGACCCGGGCUCCUGGGGUCUGGUUGCGAAGCGCGGAAAAGGAGGCAUGUGGCGUGUGACGAUGGGGGAUAAGCCGGGCUAUACCGAGGACGAGUACCUCAAGAGGCGAGAAGCGCACAUCAAGCGCAUGCUGCCUGGACACCCGGAUCCAGGCGACUACCGAAUAGGCGACACGAACAUGUACAAGAUACACAACCGAUGCGUGGAGUCGAUGAGGGUAGGCCGCGUGCUGCUGGCGGCGGACGCGGCACACAUCUGCAAUCCAAUGGGCGGAUAUGGCUGCAUGACUGCGGUGGUGGAUGUGGACGGGCUUGCUGAUUGCCUGGUCGGGUUAUACGAGGGUAAGGCCGGUGAGGAGAUUCUGGAUACGUAUGCACGGGUUCGACGGGAUAUCUUCCUCAAGUACGUCGACCAGAGGAGCAUCAAAAACUUGAAUCGAGUUGCGAAGUCAGACCCCUGGACGGUUAGGGAUACGGAUCCGUUCUUCGAGCUGGUUAGAGGUUAUGAGCAUGACGUUGAGAAAAGGAAGGCGUUCUUGCUGAAGGUGCAGAGUAUCGAAUACGACUUCAAGCAGCAUUACACUACACCCAAGAACAAGUCGCGCAGUACUUGA
Anthostomella pinea is the source of this 1275-nucleotide messenger RNA. NCBI's taxonomy places the organism in Eukaryota, Fungi, Ascomycota, Sordariomycetes, Xylariales, Xylariaceae. The record is from the annotation of a GenBank genome assembly.